AUGCGUCCAGCAUAUGCCGGUCCUUCAUCUGGCUCUUCAAGCUGGAGAGCCACACUAGAUCCAGGAAUAACAUCACCAAAUUCAAAUAGUGCGGGUUAUCGAGCUGUUGGAUUUGACACGAAUCCAGCAUCAUUAACAGCAGCAAAUAUUCCACAACCACAACCACCACCCCCACAGCAACAACAAUUUGGAAUCCAAGAACAAAAGACACAAAAAUAA
This is a messenger RNA of Rotaria sordida, 219 nucleotides long. The record is from the annotation of a GenBank genome assembly. Lineage: Eukaryota; Metazoa; Rotifera; Eurotatoria; Philodinida; Philodinidae.